UAACCAACAUGGCGGCCGUGGGAACGUUAUCUAGAGUUGCCAGACUGAGUUCAUGCAUCGGCAGAAGUCGCCGUUUAAUAUUUAACAGCACACAGAGCCGAGGAAUAGCUUCGUGCAUUGACCGUAAGCAUUUUGAUUUUCAAAAUAGUUAGUAGAGUAAUGCAGACUUGCACUACUAGCCAUCUGACGCGUUAGCUAGUUGGGAUGAGCUGAAUAGCUCGCUAAACUCGCUAACGUUAGCUGACUACUGUAGUAGGUAACUGACUGCAGAUAGUGUUUUGUUUUUCAUUGCUAAGUGUGCAUUUUCCAGCAAUGCAUUGCUACUUAAGUACUAGUUAGUCAUAUUGACCUCUGUUAGUAACGUUAGACAGUAACAACUAACGUUAUACUACCUAACUAGCAAUGUAACCUCUGGUCGAGUGUUUUGUCAAGUGGUACUCCAAAUCGUUAUUUUGCAGCUAAAGUAGUCGUGUUGAUACAUUGUAACAGUAUUAAUUAUGAGAAUGCAUGGUGGUCUACAGGCUGGCGUGCUUGAGGACAGCCACUUGAUUCCUAUUGGACGGCCAUGGCUCCUUUCCACCUCUCUGAGGCAGGGGUGUGUGUACUACGCCAUGUCCAGCUAAAAUGAUCUGUACAAUGACAACUCAAAACCUUCCCAAAUGGCCUGAAGACUAGACAAAUUGUUGUUGUUUUUUUCAGCAAGAGAGGAGUUGCCAUAUUUAUACAAUAAAACCUUUUUCCAUAACGUUAUCGAGUCAAUUAAGAAGGAAUAUCUUAGUAACGACGUUAGAAGCAAAAUUCGGUUUUCCUCAAAAUAACAUGACGUAAUAAAGGAAUUUGAAUAUGUCGCAACAGAAAAUAUAAUUUGCCCUUAAACUCGCCAGAUCAUUUUCCAUCAAUGGAUGUCGAUUUAACUCGUUUGACUGCUAUGAUUAAGCUAUAAGGCGUACAAGGGGGUAUGAUAUAUGGCCAAUAUACCACGGCUAUGGGCUGUUCUUAAGCAUUACGCCAAACGGAGUGCCUGGAUACAUUCGUUUGCCGAUGUAUAUUGACCAUAUACCACAAACCCCCAGGGUGCCUUAAUGCUAUUAUAAACUGGUUACCAACGUAAUUAGAACAGUAAAACAUAUUUUUUUGUCAUACCUGUGGUAUAUGGUCUGAAAUACCACGACUUUCAGCCAAUCAGCAUUCAGGGCGCUAAUCAGGUUUAUAAUUUUUAAUAAAUCCCCUUUGUGCAUGUUUAACUAUAGAUAAAUCCGACAGGAGAGUUUGAGUGAUGAAAGUUGGACAGAGGAUCUCAAUCUUUGAGCAAGAAACACUUGGAUGAAAAUAAACUAAUGUUAGGCUAUUUUCUGGCAAUUGUGCUAUUAUUAUGGCCAAUUUGCAAGAUUGACUUGUCAUUUCAAAAGGCAUAGGCUACAGACUAAAAUCUGGGUUUAUGAUUGUAAUUAAACUAUGCCAUGGUUUUCUUGGAUGAAGGCAGGUAGCCUAUAGCCCCUGAUAGACCUACAUCUAAUUUCAGAUAGUCUACAGUAGCCUAGACAAGAUGUAGGCAAGAUAUAAACUGAACGAUUUAGCAGCUUGCUUACUUCAAACAGACGAAUUUAUUCAACAUGAACAGCAAGGCGAUUUCGAGGUAAGAAGUGCUUGUGUUUCCCAAUAGCCUGCUGUAAUAGGUCAUAAUUUCAAUCACUGAAAUAAAUAUUAAUAAUAUAAAUAUAUACUGAAUAUGCUUGUCAACAACAGCCAGUGUUUAUUUUUAUUAGCCUAAUCUGACUACUGUUACACCAAUCUAAGGCGUUCAACAACUGAUCGGCAAUUGCGAUAGAGCUUUGAUAACUUCCAAUUUAAUUAACUAAACAUGUCCAUUAAUAAUUGCAUAAUAACAUAAGGCUACAACAACAAACUGAAGUUAUAGGCUAUUUAUUAAAUUGGUUUGCCAGCUCCAGGUAGGCUACACAAGUGGCACAUUGAUUUACAAUGACUCCAGUCAUUUCGACAAAUUUAUUGUAUCAAAUGGUAGCCUACAAUUGGCAUAUCAAUUAAUAGGCUACUUUAUAACCAACAGAGGCAAAUGUAUAAUUCUCCACAUUUAAUGUCAGUUUCAUUGAGGCCUUUUCCCGAUAAAAAGAACCACGUGAGGGAGUUCCAUAACUUCCAAAAUUUCCACUCGGGCAGCCCCCGAGACCCAAGAACUGAGCAUGCAUAAAACACUUCGCUUGAUACCGUUUUCUUUAAGCAAAGUCAACAUUAGAGUGCAGUUUAAACCACCUCGGAGCGAUUGAGUGCUUUUUUUGUCUCCAUUAUUUAUUGAUGUGCAUCAGUUCUAGCUUAAUUAAUAUGUUUUAUGGAAAAAGGUUUGGAAAUAGGUGCCUCCAUAAUGACAAUCUAAAUAGCCUACCUACAACUGGUAAAAAAGUUGUCACAACGUGCGCACGUGCUGCUCCCUCUCCUCUGGUUCACGUGACUCAGCCAAUCACUGUAGCGCUCUCUCAACACACGUAUCCCUCCGGGUCUCUUCACUCACUCAGCAACAGUGAAAUCUACAUUUUUUAAGAGAAAACCAUGGCGGCCGCGGUGCAACAUAGAAAUAGCCCAAAAACCCGCAACUCGCGAACAAUACAUUUUCACCCACGACAUCGUUUUCAAAGUAGCCCAAUUUGGCCGGAACAUGGCAACACUGUUCUGGCCUGACCUACGUUGACAUGGACGGAUGUGAUGUAAGGGCGUGUGUCAUGUUCAAUGGUUGUUUUAACUAUUUCUCUUCAUGUGAAAAAGUACGUUUAAAAGGAUUCUGGUAAUUUUGCCUUACUCUACAGUACUACCAUUGUCUUACACCACUAGGCUCUAUUCUUAACUUCUCCCUUGCAGCUUCUCAUGGCCUCAGCGAUGAACAAAAGGAGUUUCAGAAGAUGGCCUUUGACUUCGCAGCCAAUGAAAUGUCUCCACACAUGGCUGAGUGGGAUGAAAAGGUACAAUUGUGCAGUGCAGAUUGUUUAGCUAUAUUUUUGAGCCACUUUAAAAUCGGACUCCCUUUAAACCAAUCCAUAUCAAUGGAAGGGUAUCAAACAUAUGGACAUGUUUGACUCCUUUGCAUCAAUGCCAUUCCAGCCAUUACAAUGAGCCUGUCCUCCUAUAGCUCCUCCCACCAGCCUCCUCUGCAAUCACUAAUCCCCUUUUUGUGUGUGAGGGCAUUUAUUUGAACAUAAAAAGCAUAUUUUUUUAUUGUUAAGGAAAUCUUCCCGGUGGAGACCAUGCGUAAGGCUGCCCAGCUGGGGUUUGGGGGGAUCUAUGUACAGCCAGAGGUGGGGGGGUCUGGCCUGUCUCGCCUGGACACCUCUGUCAUCUUUGAGGCCUUAUCAACAGGCUGCGUCAGCACCACAGCCUACAUCAGCAUUCACAAGUAAGGCCUGGACAAUGCCAGCAUUCACCACAACAUUCAAACUCUAAAGUGUCUGCUCAAGAGAUACCCCUGCUUUUAAUUAAUAUCUAGUCAAAUGUCUAUAGGUGAUGUUUGGUGUAUGUAUGGGGUGUUCAUUAAUGGAUGCUCAUUUCUGUGCAGCAUGUGUAACUGGAUGAUUGACACCUUCGGCAACACUGAGCAGAGGGAGAAGUACUGCCCUGAGCUUUGUACGAUGGACAAGUUUGCCUCUUAUUGUCUCACUGAACCAGGUUGGUAUUUUGUUCUAAUCUUUCUAGUAUGUGAUAGUGUGUCAUGCAUUGACACCAUGAACCUGUAUAAUGUGGUUAUGAAGCAGUUUUAUUUCUGAUUCUCUUUUUGUCUUAUUGAAUCUCAUUUCCCGUUCACGUUUCAGGCAGUGGGAGUGAUGCUGCUUCGUUACUCACUACUGCAAAGUUGGAAGGAGACCAUUAUAUCCUCAAUGGUUCCAAGGUACUGUUUCUAAUUAAUCUCUGUACUAUAGCUGAUAUGAUAUAAUAAAUUGUGAUAUAAAGUGGAAGUUCCUGUCUCACUGUAUAUGUGUCCUACUGCAGGCCUUCAUCAGUGGAGGAGGAGACACAGACGUGUACAUAGUAAUGUGUCGGACGGGAGGGAAAGGUCCCAAGGGGAUCUCCUGUGUGGUGGUGGAGAAAGACACUCUAGGACUCAGCUUUGGCAAGAAGGAGAAGAAGGUAGCUGGCAUUUUAUUGAUGUUGAUAUUGUCUUAAAUUGGUCAUUUUGAAUACAAUCCUUAUGUCUUAUAAACUGUAAAGCAGGAACCUACAAACUUACAUGGUCUGUAGUUCAUGUCCUCAUGUCUAAGUGAAGCCAUGCCCACCAGGGGGCAUAGUUGUGUCAUAGUUGUGUUGAAGCCCUGAAGGAUGCAGUGGUUCUUCAACUGAGGCCUCUAUUCUCUCUCUCCAGGUGGGAUGGAACUCUCAGCCAACCAGAGCAGUGAUCUUAGAGGACUGCCACGUCCCAGUGACCAAUCGGCUGGGUCAUGAGGGAGAGGGCUUCAACAUCGCUAUGAGAGGCCUGAACGGAGGCAGGAUCAAUAUUGGUGAGAUGGCACCAGAUUUACCUUUUGUUUCAAUGGUUUAUUUGAUGGCCAUCUAUAUAUUUUUCUCAAGUUGGUUUUGCUUAACCCAUUUACUUCACACGUUUUGAAAACAACCAAGGCUCAGAUGUCAGCUACAUUAACUUACAUGUGGUUUAUCUGACUGCAGCCUCUUGUUCUCUUGGGGCGGCCCAUGCAUGUGUACAGCUGACGAGAAAUCACCUGUUAGUACGCAAGCAGUUUGGAGAGACCCUCUCCAACAACCAGGUAAGUAUCCCACCAAGUCUACAGCUUUGAAUUGGGAAAUACCUUUAGUAAUCCAAUAGGAUAUUUGAUACUGGGUUUCUUGACGGUUUCCCUCUGGGUUCCUUCUGUAGUUCCUGCAGUUUAAGUUGGCAGAGAUGGCCACCAAGCUAGUGGCGUCGCGUCUGUUGGUGCGCGAGGCUGCCCUGGCACUGCAGGAGGGCAGGUCUGACGCUGUUUCCCUCUGCUCCAUGGCCAAACUCUUUGUCACUGACGAGUGCUUCAAUGUGAGUCAAUAUUAGUUUUUAUCUCUUAAAAUGGUUCUUAGGGAUAGAUCCGAAAAAAAUAUGAAAAUACUGUGUUAUUUUAGUAUUUACUGUAAAACUUCCAUUAGCUAUUAGCCUGGGUGUGUAUUUGCUUAAACUGCAGCAGACUUGCGUUUUGACAUGCAGGGAUCAGUCAUUCAACGCAAGGUAGAGAUUCACUGCAGCAGACCCGCAAAAUGCAGACAGUGCUCGCUUUAUGACACUUUUCUGGGACCCAGUGCUUGUUAUAGGCCAGUGUUUAUUUGCUAAAAUGUGGAACGAUGCCCGGCCAUUAAAAGAGACCAGUGCUUGUUGAGACUCAACGUUUAAUGGACGUUUUACUGUAAGUGGUCUCCUCUUGCACACUGGUAAUGAUGUAGAAGUCUAUCAGAUGUAGCUGAUCGGUAUCUCUGCCCUCUCAACAGAUCUGUAACCAGGCACUCCAGAUGCAUGGUGGAUACGGUUACCUCAAAGACUACGCUGUUCAGCAGUUUGUCCGGGACAUCAGAGUACACCAGAUACUGGAGGGUAUACAUUUUUUAAUUUUUUUGUCAUUUAGCAGACGCUCUUAUCCCGAGCGACUUACAGGAGCAAUUAGGGUUAAGUGCCUUGCUCAAGGGCACAUCGACAGAUUUCACCUAGUCGGCUCGGGGAUUAGAACCUGCGACCUUUCGGUUACUGGCACACAUAUAUAUAUACAUACACACCUUGCUUACCAUGACAAAGCUGUCCUUGUGAAAUUGUGCUUUAUAACAGAUGGUUAAAAGUAUUUUAGUGGCAAUGCACACCUCUUUAUAAACUUGUGAUCACUAGCCACUGUUGUUGCACUGACAAAUUACUGAUGUUUUACGCUUUUAUAUUUCCUUUCCCUUUCAGGAACAAAUGAAGUGAUGCGGAUGAUAAUUGCCAGAAGUUUACUGUCAGAGUCUGGAUAAAUGUAAUGCCAUGGGCUGUCCAAAAUUUGACUUUCUCCUGUCUUGAAGGGAUGGUGGUGGCAGCCAUCUUGUGGUGUUUGACUGUGACUGGAUCCCUCAAGUAUCUUGAACUCCCCUUUUUUUAAAGGGGGAAAAUACUAUAGCAGUUUGGUUUUUGAGGUUACUGUAGGCUAAAGCCGUCAUUAGGUCCUCCUUUCCUGUUUGCGUGGAAUUAAAUCAUGUUAUGUAAACAUUAAUUUAGGUGUUUUAAGUAAGUUGCUCAUUGAGAGAUACAGUAUGGAAGCGGAACCAUGUUAAAUGUAAUAUUUCUCCAUGCUGUAUUUUGUGGUUAAUAAGUAUUAGUAUUGGGGUGAAGGUUUUUGGUUGUCUUGCAAUAAAAAAACAAUGCAUCUAUAUCAGAUGGUUAGUUUGAUGACAUCACAGACUCUCCUGCACAAAGUGGCCUUUCAUGUGUGUUCAGUUAUGAUGGCAACAUUUGAAACAUGAGCAAGUUUUCUCAUGACACAAUUCCAGUUUAGUCAGAAAACUCAUGUUUGUUUUUUUGAAUGUAGAAAACACUAAGUUAAAUGUAUCUAGGCGGGUUGGAUGACUGCGAGGUUUCAUAUACGGUGUGUGUACUAUAACAUUUGGUGCUCCAAUGUGACUGCAUUGUCAGUAAUUUACACUAAAAAUAAAACUAACUUGCGAUUUGACUUGCUGACAGCACAAGAUAAGUUUAAAUGUGUGCAUUAUUUCCUCAGCUUUGGUACUACAUUAUGAUAAGAACCAUGAAACAACCAUUCAAAACCAUGUUUAUUUAACAAAGUUUUAAAGGUCCAAUGCAGCUGUUUU
Messenger RNA from Coregonus sp. 'balchen', 6810 nucleotides. The record is from the annotation of a GenBank genome assembly. NCBI's taxonomy places the organism in Eukaryota, Metazoa, Chordata, Actinopteri, Salmoniformes, Salmonidae.